Messenger RNA from Medicago truncatula (barrel medic), 2295 nucleotides. RefSeq names its product probable protein phosphatase 2C 33. Gene Ontology annotation, molecular function: protein serine/threonine phosphatase activity. Gene Ontology annotation, biological process: protein dephosphorylation. Lineage: Eukaryota; Viridiplantae; Streptophyta; Magnoliopsida; Fabales; Fabaceae. The record is from RefSeq and is a predicted model, not a curated record. The transcript has 6 exons. The coding region runs from base 359 to 1717 and encodes 452 amino acids.
UAUAUAAAUCAAAUAAUGAAAUCUUAUUCUUAUAUUUAUUUAUUGAAUAUUUUGCGUGGCGAAUAUACAAAGCAUUCAACAAAAGCCACCACCUGCCGGUGACGCAACCACUCGUGACGGACGCUACCGUUUCUCCUCUCAACCACAACAACAAUUCUUCGAUUCCUCGAUUUCACAAUCUAAUUCUACAAAAAUAAAAACGCUGGAUCGAUAAUCUCUGGUUCCUUUUUUCUGAUUUGAUUUUAACGUUUUUUUUUUGGAUUCACGCGUUUUCCUCUUCAAUUCACGCGCUUUUUGAGUCAAGGUUACUGUUACAUAGCUUGAUUUGCGUUGAAUUGCAAUUUCAACAACAAUCAUCAUGACUCAGGCUGUGCAAGUUUUGAAUCGGCAUGGAACUGAUUUGGUUGGAGAAGGGAGGGGAUCAGAUUCGGAGUGUUUAGCUGGGUUUGAAUGUUUUCUGAACAUUGUGAGAGCUUUGGGAAUGGGAUCUUGUAUAUCUGAGGUUGGUGAUGGUGCUGGUGGUUCGCAGUCUCUGCUAACUUAUUCGCAGGAAUUGAACGUUGACGGUGGGAAGAGAAGGAGGUUAAAGGGUUCCUCUACCAUGGAUUAUAAGGUACCUGGGAGAAUGUUCUUAAAUGGGUCGAGUGAGAUUGCUUCUAUGUAUUGUAAGCAAGGUAAAAAGGGAAUCAACCAAGAUGCUAUGCUUGUUUGGGAGAACUUUUGUUCAAAGGAGGGUACCGUUUUUUGUGGUGUUUUUGAUGGUCAUGGACCUUAUGGCCAUAGGGUUGCGAAGAAAGUUAGGGACUCUUUCCCUCUAAAGCUUAGUGCACAAUGGGAUUUGCAUCGUAAGAAUCAAGAUGGAUUCAAUGAUCAAAAUGGUGCUGCCACAAGUCAUAAUUCUGAAGAGCAAAUUAAACUGAUUGACGAGAACUGUAAUCAUGAGCUCGAUGGAACAGAUACUAUCUUGGCACUAAGAGAAUCUUUUUUGAAGGCUAGCAAGAUUAUGGACAAGGAACUGAAAAUGCAUCGUGAUAUUGAUUGCUUUUGCAGUGGGACUACAGCAGUUACCUUGAUCAAGCAGGGGCUGGAUCUUGUUGUUGGAAAUGUGGGGGAUUCAAGAGCUGUACUGGGAACCCGAGAUCAUGAGGAUUCUCUUAUUGCUGUUCAGUUGACCGUUGACCUUAAGCCUAAUCUUCCAAAGGAAGAAGAAAGGAUCAGGCAUCGAAAAGGAAGGGUGUUUUCCCUUAAGAAUGAACCGGAUGUGGCUCGAGUUUGGCUGCCUAACUCUGAUUUCCCAGGUCUGGCUAUGGCUCGGGCUUUUGGAGAUUUUUGCCUAAAGGACGUUGGAUUGAUUUCUGUACCAGAUGUCUCAUAUCACCGCCUUACAGAGAAGGAUGAAUUUGUUGUGUUAGCCACAGAUGGGAUUUGGGAUGUUUUAUCAAACGAAGAAGUUGUGGAGAUUGUGGCAUCUGCACCGCGGUCUACUGCUGCUAGAUUACUGGUUGAGUCAGCUGUUCUUUCUUGGAAGGCAAAAUUCCCUUUCUGUAAGAUUGAUGAUUGUGCUGCGGUGUGCCUCUUCCUUAAUUCAAAUACAGAGUUGAAUGCUGAACAUACCACAGACAAGUUGACACCAGAUGCAUCAACGCACCCAGUUGUUGAUCAAUCAUCUCUACCUAGUGAGAAUGGAAUUGGAGUGGAAGCCGAAAAACUGCUGUGAUAGCAUAGCUUUUGUGCCAUAUCUCUUCCCAAGCCUUUUUUUAUUUAGAAGUUUGGGAAAGUUGUGCUAUAGCAGUCAAAGAGAGACAUUUUUUUGGUAGUUCUUCUGCCAAUAUUCUUUUCAUUAUUUAUCUUUCUUUUCCUUGGACAGCAUUUGAUGGGUGGGGUAUUGGAGGAGUUCAAUAUAUGUUUUGCAUCCGGAGGAAAAGGGGUACCGGGCUUAUUUUUAGUGCUAGAGGUCAUUUUCCUUCUCUGUAUAGGUUGAUUUGGAGUUUUUGUAAAUCCAAGUCUCUAGAUACACAUUAUAUAGUUUGUCCGGUGAUUUUCUAAACUGUUGUUGCUUUUCCUUUGCAUCAUUUGUAGUUACAAUUUUCCAAUUUAGACAGUAAGCUAUAACUUGCAAAAAUUGGAGUUAUUGGUUAUGGACUUUUCAGUCAGGUCGUUUCUUGACUUCUCCAUGUUAUUCUGAUCUCAAGUUUUCAGAUGAUGAUUGUGAAGUAUCAUGAUUGUUGUUGUAAUAUUGUGGAAUCACUAUUUUUUCUUGUAAUUGGUUUUUUGAAGGAAGGUUUUUGAAGUAGA